Molecule: messenger RNA, 972 nt
Organism: Linum tenue
Lineage: Eukaryota; Viridiplantae; Streptophyta; Magnoliopsida; Malpighiales; Linaceae
Source: the annotation of a GenBank genome assembly
AUUUCAAGACAGAGCGGCCGGCGGCGCCUCCUUCCUUCUCCCACAACGCAGCUGCGCCGGCGGCGCCUUCUUCCUUCUCCCACAACCGAGCGGCGCCGUCGUCCUCCAGCAUCAACCUUCGCCGAGUCGCCGACCUCCACCGCUAGCUGCAUCAAGAACCGCCGUCGCCGUCCUCAGCAACUCUUUCCCGCCGCCGUCCUCCAGCCUCAUCGUGCUCUGCUCCUCUUUCUUCCGGCCAUUUGCCCACAGCCCACCGGAUAAAGAACCUGGUGUCUUCCUCCUAUCGAAUUGUAUAAUGUCGAGCGGUGGUGCCGGUACUAGUGCAAGUAAUUCUGUGGCAAAUAGUAAAGCAAAGAGGAAAAAUGCACCGGGAAAUCGUAAUGAUCCCGGUUGGCAGCAUUGUAUAUGUCAUGUGCAACAACAAGUUGGUGGGAAGUAAUGUCAAGAAAGCAAGAAGGCUUGAAAUUGAUUUUGAGGAUAUAGACUCCGAGAAUGAAUGGAUUUGUGGCAGUGACACUGAAGAAGAAUCACAAGCUGAAGCUUUAGGAGUUGAUGGUGGUGAGGAAGGUCAUCAUACUGUUGAAAUUGGUCCUACUAUUUCUAUUGGUGAGGAUGGAGGUGAUGAUGCUAUUCAUGUUGAUGGUGGCGAUGCUAUUCGUGUUGAUGGUGACUGUGGAUUUGAUAAUCCACUUGAUGAUGGCGAUGACGAUGAUGAUAAUGAUGAAUUGGAUGCCAAUGUUGAAGGCGAUGAUUUAAUGUAGUUUUCUUUCUAUCAUUUCGAACUUUUGUGUGCUUUCAUUUCAAUUUCAAGAAUUUGGAUUAUUAAACUUGUGUCAUUAUGUAAACUUAAACCAGCUUGUUGGAUUUUUAAGAUGAUAUCUGUGUGACUAUGUCGUUUAUGAGUUGCUUAUGAUGUAUGUUUAUCAAGUAUCAACUUAUGUUUAAGAUGAUAUCAAUCAUGAUUUAUUGCAG